Molecule: messenger RNA, 920 nt
Organism: Bicyclus anynana (squinting bush brown)
Lineage: Eukaryota; Metazoa; Arthropoda; Insecta; Lepidoptera; Nymphalidae
Product: brain-specific homeobox protein homolog
Exons: 5
Coding region: 30-767 (245 amino acids)
Biological process (GO): regulation of DNA-templated transcription
Molecular function (GO): DNA-binding transcription factor activity, RNA polymerase II-specific; DNA binding
Source: RefSeq, a predicted model, not a curated record
AUGUGCGCCUUCGAAUUUUGAAUUACAAAAUGGAUCAGGACAUCCGAAGUGAUUCGCCCGGUGACACCAACCGUCAAGAGCAAAAUUCCAAGACUUCUUUUUUAAUCGAGGACAUUUUGUAUCGCGGGCAAAGGAAUACGUUCAAACAGCCUGAUCCAAGGAGAUUUGAUUAUGAGCGGGAGCCGAAAUAUUUUCCUGUGGCCAACGAGGUCCGGCCUGUGGCUAGGGAAGGGUCUUAUUUGCAAGUAGCUAUGGGUGCCUUAGGUGCAUAUCUACACACACCCAGUACGUAUAAGGCUGUGGAGACACCAUAUUUCCUCUCUCAAGGUGUCCCGUACCACGCACUGUUCACUCCGUCGGAGCUCUCUCUGUCGGCACUGAAGCACUGCCGGCGGCGGAAAGCGAGGACUGUCUUCUCUGACCCACAACUUACAGGUCUGGAGAAGCGCUUUGAGUCGCAGCGCUACCUGUCGACGCCAGAGCGCGUGGAGCUGGCGAGCGCGCUCAACCUGUCGGAGACGCAGGUCAAGACCUGGUUCCAGAACCGCCGCAUGAAGCACAAGAAGCAGAUGAGGAAGCAGCAGCAACAGCAGAGAGGCGCUGUAGCAGUAGAUUUCACAACAAAGCUGUCGACUCAUUCUGCAGAACGAAAGGAAGAUUCAAGAAUAUCGACAACUCAAACGUCGGACUCUGAAACGGAACAUAGUGACAGUGACAUCGAUAUCGUAGGCGAGCCUAAUUAUACACAACACUAUAAUAGCACGUAAAGUUAUAAAUAUAUUAGGUAUUUUAGAGUUUGUUACUAUCCCUUCCGAUCGAAUUUCGUCCACGAGAGCCCAUCACAGUUUGAACCUGAUUCUACACAGGACUCCUGUAAGGUAGGUAAAUAACCUGGAAUUCAGUUUUUUUAUCCAUUAAAA